UGAUGAAUUUACGGCCGAAUACUGAAACGCCACUCAAAUCUCAAACUCAUCUAAUUGCAACUUAAAGAUAAGCAUCCCGUAAAUUUAACUGCUAUACACAAACGCCACUCAAGCAAUUUGAAACCGUGAUUAGGCAAGCAGUCCUCAAAUGUUUACAUAAUGGCAACAUCCUGCUAGAAAAAUUGUAAUCAGCAUGUUCUCUAUUACAAAAUAAUUUAGGUCACGUCUUGUAUUCGUUUUACGCAGUCUUGUUUGAAUGAAUAUGAAUAUAUCUAUAAAUUAUUUGAAAUGUAUCAGCAUAAUGUAAUUAUGGUUUGAAUUACUAUUGAAAUUAUAUGUCUUUUUACGUAAAAAUAAGUUAAAUAUUUAUUUAAGACGUCUUAAAAAAAGAAAAUUUUCUGGAUACGUUUGACGUAGAUUGGAACGUCAAGUGUCAUUUCAUCGUCAAGUGUAAUGACAUUGUUACGCGCGAUAAUUUAAACAUUUCAUUAGUGGAGUGAAUUUCAGUUGACCAUUAUUUUAUUAUUAAAAUCCUAAUAACUGAUUCACGAUGGAGGAUAAGAAGAAACGUGGAUCUAAUUAUACACCUGCUGAGAAAGAUAUGCUCUUGGAAGUGAUAAAAAAAUAUCAAAAUAUUAUUGAGAACAAAGAGACCAACGCUCACAUGAUACUGAAGAAGCGAGAGGCUUGGGAAACAGUAUGCCAGCAGUAUAAUACUGUUGCUGUGAGCGGCUCCAGAACCUGGCAACAGCUACGUCACCUCUAUGAGAACCUCAAACAGAGGUCUAAAAAGAACAUAGCUAAGGCAAAUCGGCUUCAGUACUAUGAGACCACUGACAGCAUGAGAGAUGUGAAAACAAAGGCAUCAUUAGAUAAGAAAGAAAUUAAUCGUACUGGUGGUGGAGCAUACAAAAGUGUAUUGACAGAACAAGAUGCACAAAUUCUAGCCAUGGUUGCUCCUCAAAUUCAACCAUUACCUAAUCCCUAUGAUGAUGCUGCAGCAUAUUUUGGAGAUACAGAACCAGAAGUAACAAUAGACAGUUAUACGAAAAAAACUGAUAGCGGAAUUAAAUCCUCUUCUGAAGUAGAAAUAAUCCAAAUCUUGGAUGACCAAUACAUAGCCAUGGCAAACAAGAAUACAGCAGAAAAUAACAAACCUUGUACAGUUACAUCAAUAAAUACAGCUGAUGACCAACAAGCUGCAACAAUCAUCAUACCCCAAGAAAAAAGCAUGCAUCCAACAUCAUCCUCAGCUGGACAAUUGAAGACAUUGAAACCUACACAUACUACAGUGAAACAGCAAUAUUUUCGGACAAAACUUAGAAAUGCCAAAUUAGAAACCAAACACCUCAUGAACAAGAGCAAAAUGAAAAUGAAUCUGUACAAAAUAAAAAUGCAGUUUUGGAAAUUGAGACUACAGAAACUAAAAUCUAAAUCUUAAUAAACCUAUAUUUAAGUGGAAAAAUGUGUAUUUAUUAAAUUGGUCCUUACUAUGAA
Molecule: messenger RNA, 1497 nt
Organism: Colias croceus (clouded yellow)
Lineage: Eukaryota; Metazoa; Arthropoda; Insecta; Lepidoptera; Pieridae
Product: myb/SANT-like DNA-binding domain-containing protein 3
Exons: 8
Coding region: 551-1441 (296 amino acids)
Source: RefSeq, a predicted model, not a curated record